Glycine soja is the source of this 1062-nucleotide messenger RNA. Its product is annotated as rac-like GTP-binding protein RHO1. Gene Ontology annotation, cellular component: cell cortex; nucleus; plasma membrane. Gene Ontology annotation, molecular function: protein kinase binding; GTPase activity; GTP binding. The coding region runs from base 254 to 844 and encodes 196 amino acids. The transcript has 7 exons. The record is from RefSeq and is a predicted model, not a curated record. Gene Ontology annotation, biological process: small GTPase-mediated signal transduction; actin filament organization; cortical cytoskeleton organization. NCBI's taxonomy places the organism in Eukaryota, Viridiplantae, Streptophyta, Magnoliopsida, Fabales, Fabaceae.
CUGUGUUGUGGGCCAGUCACAGUAAACCAAGCCCGUGUUUCAAACCUUUUUCUUUAGCAUUCUUCUUUCUUUCUUUCUUUUGAAUUUGAUUCGGCAAAGUUGAUUUCAAUUCAAUUUGAUUUCCCCCUUUUUCUUCUCCACGUUUGUGCCUGCAACCUCAAAUACCGAUUAGGGUUCAUGCUACACUGAACUUGGUUUCGGUGUUCCAAGUUAGUUAGAGGCAUUGUUGCUUGCAUAGAUCUCUGAUCUGAAAAUGAGUGCGUCGAGGUUCAUUAAGUGCGUCACCGUCGGCGACGGUGCUGUCGGCAAAACCUGCUUGUUGAUUUCCUACACCAGCAACACUUUUCCCACGGACUAUGUGCCCACCGUUUUUGACAAUUUCAGUGCUAAUGUGGUGGUGGAUGGAAGCACCGUAAACCUAGGAUUGUGGGAUACAGCUGGUCAGGAGGAUUACAAUAGAUUAAGACCCUUGAGCUAUCGAGGAGCUGAUGUCUUCAUACUUGCCUUUUCUCUCAUAAGCAAGGCUAGCUAUGAAAAUAUUGCAAAGAAGUGGAUCCCUGAACUAAGGCAUUAUGCCCCUGGUGUUCCAAUAAUUCUCGUUGGAACAAAGUUAGAUCUUCGGGAUGAUAAGCAAUUUUUUAUGGACCAUCCUGGUGCAGUGCCAAUUACUACAGCACAGGGAGAAGAAUUGAGAAAGCUGAUUGGUGCUCCGGCCUACAUUGAGUGUAGUUCCAAAACGCAACAGAACGUGAAAGCUGUCUUUGACGCGGCAAUCAAAGUGGUUAUCCAACCACCAAAGCUAAAGAAAAAGAGAAAAACACAGAAAGCUUGCUCCAUAUUAUGAUUGAGAAUCAGAAAUUAACAGUAGGCAGUGACUGUUUGACCAAUCUUCACUGCUGCCUCUCCAUCAAUUUGUAUUAUUUUGUUCCUUGUCCUCCCUCUGUAGUUUGCAGGAAGUUGUGUACAGUUUGAACUAGCAUUGUAGGAUCAUGCCUCAUUUCAUACUUUGUAACUACAAUGAACUUAAUUAUAUAACUGUCGAUUUCCUUUCUAUCUUUAUUA